This is a messenger RNA of Sphenostylis stenocarpa, 321 nucleotides long. The record is from the annotation of a GenBank genome assembly. NCBI's taxonomy places the organism in Eukaryota, Viridiplantae, Streptophyta, Magnoliopsida, Fabales, Fabaceae.
AUGGUAGUGUGCGGUUAUGGUGGCACGAUUCCACGUAAGAAGAGCAUGGAUUUGAGGCAGCUUUUGGGCCAAGGGUGGCUAGAGCGCGGGGAAUCACACAGUGAGGGUGGUUCGCGAUUGAUGCGAUGGUGGUUGGGGGAUGUUGUAGUUGUGGCUCGGGUGGUGAGGUUGUGUGGUGGGGUUGGGCUGGGAGUGGAUGAAGAAGAAUGGAUGACAGUGAAGCGCGGUGGUGAUGGUGAGGUUGAAGGGCUAGUGAAAAUCGUGAGUGAAAAAAAUAAUAAAGUGGAGGCUUGGGUGGGGCAAAUGCGGCUGCGUGAGUGA